Molecule: messenger RNA, 372 nt
Organism: Phytomonas sp. Hart1
Lineage: Eukaryota; Euglenozoa; Kinetoplastea; Trypanosomatida; Trypanosomatidae
Source: the annotation of a GenBank genome assembly
AUGAAAGCUGGGGACGACUUUGUUCGGCGGGAGCGGCGGCUUCGGCACUGUGCCUUCAUCGACUACCACCGCGGUUUUAUUAUUGUUGUUGAAGCUCGCGUUGAUGAUCUCCCAUACCGCCAUCGCGCGCUCGAGCUGAGCGCAAAAAAUAAAGUUUCCGCUCGUCAUCACGGUGUGGGAGAGGUGGGCAGCGCUUAUAUCGCUCUGGGAGGAGCUCAAGUCGCUCGCGUUCGCCCCACGCUUCCCUUUAGGCUGCGUGCUCACGCUUCGAAUCGACAUCAUGCUCAUUUGCCGGUUCUUUUUCGUCGCGUUCAUACUCAACGAGCGUCGGAGGUUUCCCCCGCGAGGGGUUCUCGUGGUGGAGUUCUCUAA